This is a messenger RNA of Cornus florida, 1527 nucleotides long. RefSeq names its product 1-aminocyclopropane-1-carboxylate oxidase homolog 1-like. The coding region runs from base 247 to 1350 and encodes 367 amino acids. Lineage: Eukaryota; Viridiplantae; Streptophyta; Magnoliopsida; Cornales; Cornaceae. The transcript is spliced from 3 exons. The record is from RefSeq and is a predicted model, not a curated record.
AAACGCCAAGACACUUAAAAACUUUUCACUACCAAGAGUUUGGUUCAAGUUUUUCCUCCUCUCAACACUAUAUAAAAGGGAUACUCCUAAGACAUUGUUACAUUCACUCACGACCAUUACACCACACCUUCAUUCAUUGUAGAAAUAUAUAUACACACGCACAGCUUCUAUAGCUUCUAUAUCUCUUUCUUUCUCUAUAGCUGAGCUUUACAAUCUGCACUGUAAACACAAUCCAUUGUCACUGCUAUGGAAGCUAUCUCCUCCAAUGGACACUAUGAUUGGGCCAAAGAGGUGAAGGAUUUCGACGAAACCAAAGCUGGAGUGAAAGGACUUGUGGAUGCAGGCGUGACAAAGAUCCCCAAAUUCUUUGUCCACCCAAAGGAGAGUUUGGAGAGCCUGCCACCGGCUAAAAACCCUAGCAACGAUGCACUUGUGUUCCCCACCAUCGACCUUCAAGGCAUGGACAGCUAUAGUGAUCGAAGAAGGGAGAUAGUGGAUGGCAUUCGUACGGCGGCCUCAGAAUGGGGCUUCUUCCGCCUGGUGAAUCAUGGCGUCCCCAUGACCACACUGGAUGCCAUGUUGGAUGCCGUUCGCAGGUUCCAUGAGCAGCCAAGAGAGGACAAGAUGGAGCUGUAUUCCGCGGAUAGUAGGCGUAGGGUGAGGUUCAACAGCAAUGUUGCUCAACGUGAACUUGAUGCUGCAUGUUGGAGGGAUUUGUUAACUUGUGUCUUCCAUGAUGAUACACUCGACCCUGAAGCCAUUCCCCUUGUUUGCAGAAAAGAAGUGCAAGAGUAUGUGAAAUGCAUGAUACAACUGAGGGAGACUAUGUGUGAGUUACUAUCAGAGGCAUUAGGGCUAAACAGUGACCACCUCUCCCGCUUAGAAUGCAUGAAGAGUGAAGCAUUGGCUUGCCUUUACUACCCAAUAUGCCCUCAGCCAGAGUUGACCUUGGGCACAGUCAAGCAUUCUGAUACCACCUUUUUAACUCUACUCCUCCAAGACACUACAGGUGGUCUCCAAAUUGUUCAUCAAAAUCAAUGGUUUGAUGUCCCUCCUGUUCCCGGUGCUCUAAUAGCAAACAUAGGAGAUCUUAUGCAGAUUAUUAGCAAUGACAAGUUCAAAAGUGUGGAGCACAGAGUUUUGGCUCAACCGAUCGGACCGAGAGUAUCAGUUGCAUGUUUCUUCACUCCAAGCGGUAGGGCUGGAUCUAAGACUUUUGGACCAAUAAAGGAGCUUGUAACUGAGGAGAGUCCAGCUAUAUAUAGAGAAUUCCUCUGCGGUGAAUAUUAUCAAUAUUACAAGAUGAAAGGAACAAAUGUUACCUCUGCUCUUCCUCACUAUAAGCUAUGAUCCAUCAAACCACAAACCCUACCCUAGCCUACAACUUAUAAUGUUGGUGCUGCUUAAUUUAAUAAAUCUGUAUGCAAUUUAAUUCUAUGUUUGUCGCAAUUAAUUUUGUUCAUUUAGUUAUGUACUAGCUUUUAUCAAUGUUACAUGUGCAAUGAAACAGUUUCAGAACUUCUACCA